Molecule: messenger RNA, 499 nt
Organism: Racocetra persica
Lineage: Eukaryota; Fungi; Glomeromycota; Glomeromycetes; Diversisporales; Gigasporaceae
Source: the annotation of a GenBank genome assembly
AUGGCAUUAAAUUUCCAAAAACAAACGACUGGGACUCCGUUACAUACGAAUUCACCAUUUCCAGAUUCUCGAUCGCAAGAUAUGCUUACGAAAUUAUCAUCACAGCCUUUUUUUAUCGCUCACGAAAAUAGCAUUCCUACCGCUCUAUCCUCAACAAUAUCUCCCACACCUUCUACCUCCUGCAAAAAUAACGGCUCUACUAUUCUAGCGUCGGAAUCAUUACAUAAAAACUCUCUUUUUAUUCGUGAUAGUAUUUCUGAUAAUAUUCCUGAUAGUGUUUCUGAUAAUAUUCCUGAUAAGAUUCCUAGUCUGUCAACACCCAUUGACAAUAUCCGACCUCUGUCAAGGCUUAAUGAUAAGAUUGACAAAAUUAUCACCAACCAACCUCUUCAGCCAACACCCACUGACAUCACUAGUAGACAACCCCCAAAAAUACCCAAUGAUAAUAUUGAUAAUACUAUCACCAACCAACCUCUGCCAACAUCCGCUAAUAUUAAAA